GUUUCAGAUGGUGACCACAUUGACAGAUUAAUAUCUUGCCUGCAUAUGGCUCUUCCAUUUUUUACGAGGGGUGCAUCAAGUAAUAGGUUUCUCAACUAUUUGAACAAGAAUAUUGUACCUGUUUUUGAUAAGGUAAUUAGUACUUUCCACUAAUUAUUUUAUUUGGAGAUUAAAAUAAAUAGUAGAGUUUGUAAUUGUCCUACAUUUUGCGCAUUUGAACUAGACCCAACGUUUAUAA
Camellia sinensis is the source of this 238-nucleotide messenger RNA. The record is from RefSeq and is a predicted model, not a curated record. NCBI's taxonomy places the organism in Eukaryota, Viridiplantae, Streptophyta, Magnoliopsida, Ericales, Theaceae.